Guillardia theta CCMP2712 is the source of this 693-nucleotide messenger RNA. RefSeq lists its product as hypothetical. The record is from RefSeq and is a predicted model, not a curated record. The transcript has 8 exons. Lineage: Eukaryota; Cryptophyceae; Pyrenomonadales; Geminigeraceae. The coding region runs from base 1 to 693 and encodes 230 amino acids.
AUGUCGAGACUCGCUCAGCUGGAGCGGCUGCUGAAAGCGCAAGGGCUGGACCUGCUGCAUGCCUUCCGAGUGCGGUGGUACGAUGACCUGGUGGAGAAAGAGAACCUUCCAGUCAGGAGGCUGUCUUCUUUCGGUGAGGGCUACAAGGUCGGCAUCCUCAUCGGCAACUCCAAGAGCUUGUGGACCAGCUUCGUCCGAGCGCUGAAGGAGGACGCCGAGUUGCGAGCAAACAAGGACCCCCUGGAUACUUACACUCAGAGUCGAGUGAAGGAUGCCGUCGAAGAAGUUUAUCACGACCGCAAGCAGGAGUUGUUCUGGUCAUGCGACUACGGGGAUCGCCUGGUUGCGAUGCAGAGAAUCGCAGAGGUUGUGCUGCUGGAGGGGGUUGAGUCAGAGUUCGAUGACUUGCCGGCUGCUCCUCCUCCUCCACUCCCGUGCCCUGUGAGCAUGGAGGAGCUCGCCGCAGCCAAGGAAGCGAUCGAUAGUGCUCUCAGCAUGUCAGAUCAGACGAAGCUGCGCGAAGAGCUGCAUGGCGAGUCGAAAGAUGAAACCAGCGCGUCAUGGAGGCACUGGUUACGAGUGAGGGAGACUGUCAAACUUGGACAAGAGUUUCGAUACUCCGACGAUCAGGCCGAGUAUCAUUACACCAAGAAUCGUCUCGUGCUUGAGAGGGCCAUUGGCGGGUUGGACUAG